Molecule: messenger RNA, 765 nt
Organism: Entrophospora candida
Lineage: Eukaryota; Fungi; Glomeromycota; Glomeromycetes; Entrophosporales; Entrophosporaceae
Source: the annotation of a GenBank genome assembly
AUGUCGAAAUAUUUUGGAACCAACCAUUAUUCAUCUAAACCACCAUUGCUUCGUUCAACAGACGAUUUUUUUCUGUUUCUUAAUGAAAAAUUGACAAACGAUGUUUUAGUGAAUGAUGAAUGCAUAGCAAUUGAUUGUGAAAUGGUUGGAGUUGGUUAUCAGGGGAGAGAGUCAGCACUUGCUAGAGUCAGCAUUGUAAAUUAUUAUGGGACGAAAUUACUUGAUAAAUACGUCAAGCCGAAAAAAGUAGUCAUGGAUUAUCGUACACCGUACAGUGGAAUCACUAAAGAACUUUUAGAAAAUGCUCAUGAUUUUGAUGAAGUUCAACGUGAAGUUCAGGAAUUAAUGAAUGGAAAAUUGAUAAUUGGUCAAUCUCUUGGUUAUGACUUUAAUGUUUUAAAAUUGGACUAUCUAGCAAGCUCCACGAUGAUACGUGAUACUUCACAUUAUUAUUACUUAUUUGGCGAUAAAUUUGGAAGGAAACCUAACAAGAGCACUUCUCUUAAAACAUUGGCAAAAGAAGUUUUAGGUCUACAGAUACAAGAAGGCAUGCAUGAUUCGGUUGAAGAUGCAAAAACUUGCAUGUUACUUUAUCGACUGAAGCAAAAUGAAUGGGAAACUCCUAUGAAUGCAGCGAGAAGAUCAUCAUUGGAUAUAGGCAAAUGCUACAUCUGCAAAUCACCCAAUCACGUCAAACGUCAAUAUUUGCCACCUCUUCCAAUUGAAUUUCAAAAAGGUCCAUUGUUGGUGGAAAUUCUAAUUUGA